CAAUUACUACAUUCAUUCCCUGACUUCUUCACGGACUACUUUGUUGUUUGUGUUUAGCAGUUAAGUGGCGCGAGUUUAAUUCCAUUCCGUUUCACGUAACAACAUAGAUUUAGCAAUGAUGAAGAUAGCAGUGACAGUUCUUGCAGUUGUGUGUACGUGCUUUCAGUCUUUUACAGUUGUUCGGGGGGUGUGUAAAGAUAGUGUCGCAUGUGACAGGUACUCUCCGGAAAUCUGUACAGAUCCGCAAUAUUUUGACUGGACCCAUGCCAACUGUCCAUCAUAUUGUAACCUUUGUAGCCAACCAACAGCAGGCUCACAUAUUGGUGUAGGAAAGCUCAUGGAUUCAGACGGCGGAUCACCAACCUGUAAAGAUGCUGUAUCAAACUGCGCUGAGUACGGAAAAGUUUUAUGUAGUGACGUUAAGUUUUACAACUGGGCCAAUGAGAACUGCCGAAAACAUUGUAAUAGAUGUACUUCAAGCUGCGUAGAUAAACUCCCUAACUGUGCGGAAUACGGAUCAGCCGUCUGCACGGAUUUGUCAUUCUACAACUGGGUGGAAAUGAAUUGUCGAAAAUUCUGUGCAAGAUGUACGCCAUGAGGCGGACUCCAACAAUUUAAAUAAAUGACGUCACCAAUUGUGACUCUGACGAAUGAAUCUCCAGUGUGGUUAGACGUCGCACUUGUUUGACUUUCGAACUUGUUCGACUUUCGCUAUUGUUUGUUGAUGUACAUAGUUAAUUUUUACAUGACGCUUAAACUAAAUGUUUUGUAAAAUGAACGGGUGAUGUUAUCGUGUAUUUUUACAAUUUUGAAUCAUUUUGCAAUGCGUUUAAUAAUGUGCUUAUUGUAAAUAUCUGCCAUAAAUAGAUUCUCUUCAACUAAAAACCAUAUAUAAAACAUACGAAAAUGACACUGCAUACACCAAAUCAAGAACAGACACAGGACAUGCACACAAACAUUUUUUUUUGCCAGAGAAACACAGUAUUUUGACGUUAUCAAACAUUGUGACGUGUUUAAUAAACGUCAUUUAUUUCAUGCUUUUGAUCGAAUUACUGAGUUAUUAAUAAAAAAGGAUAUAUUUUGAUAAUUUCACAGUGAUAAAAUGUAAUUUCACGCUUUCCAAUAAAAAAACUACUGCUUAAAAAAAAUCUCCAUGUGAUAUCUUACAUUAAUAUUCGCUUACAGAAUAUUUAUCUGUAAAUUCAGAUAUAACUAGACCUUUUUAUCAAAACAAAAGCUGAAAGCGAUUAAUAAGUAAAGUUAUAAACAUAGUCAAAUGUAAAAAAAACAACUUCAAUUCAUUAAAUCAACUGAUCACUAAACAUUGUUUUUAAUUUUGGGUUUCAUAACAGUCUGAUUUUUAUAAUUUCUUCCACAUGCAAAUAUGCAUCGUUGAGUCAAAUGCAUAAAAUAACUUCCAUAUUUGUUUAUCUAUUUUAUUUGAUCAAACAAUCAUUUCAAGUAAAUAACAAUAUCAGCGCCAUCUAUUAAUGUUUUUUUUUAAAACUUCUAUUUUGCUUUUGUUGAGAAAGUCUCCUGAAAUGGGGAAAGCAGAUUUUAAAAUACUUAAUGUCUUAUUGAAGAAGUGUGAUUUUAACUUAUAUAUAAAAAAAUAAAUAAAUAAAAAAAAAUAUAAAUUUGUUUUGUUUUUAGUGUUAGAUGAACUUUUUAUCUCACCUUUAACAAAAACAAAAAAGUAUCUUCUUCUAUAUACGUCACAAGGAUAUAUCAAUUACUUUGUAUAUUGUAUAGUAUUUAGUAUUUCAUACAUCCGAUUUUCAUUGCGCACAUUUCUUUUGUAUAACUGAUAUAUACAUAAAUUUAGAUGAACUUUAAAAUAUGUAAGAGUACGAGGGCGGGUCAAUAUGUAAUGCAAUAUGAAGUAUAUUUUCUAAUUAACCCGUGUGUAAAUUAUGCUAAUGCUUCAAAGCACCUGCUUUCAAGUAUUACUAAAAUCACGUGUGCAGUUGACCGAUUAAGAAUUUUAUUUAUAUUAAAAACACCUUCCACGAGUAACUUCCUUGUAAACGCUUAGUAUAAUACGCCCAUAUCGCAAGGAUAUCAGAAGGGUCAACGUAUAGAGUCUGAAGAAUCACUUGAAAGAUAAAUA
This is a messenger RNA of Ruditapes philippinarum (Manila clam), 2110 nucleotides long. RefSeq lists its product as uncharacterized. The record is from RefSeq and is a predicted model, not a curated record. The coding region runs from base 116 to 598 and encodes 160 amino acids. The transcript has 5 exons. NCBI's taxonomy places the organism in Eukaryota, Metazoa, Mollusca, Bivalvia, Venerida, Veneridae.